CUCCAUUUCACCAACUCCUCCUCCUCCGUAACGCCAUUAACCCACCAAGCCAACCAACGGACGAACACCUACCUAUCUCCUUCCCACCACCGCGUCGCCGUCGCCGCGGUCGCCGAUGGCCAAAUGCAGCAAGAUCCGCUACAUCGUCUGGCUCCGGCAGACGCUGCGGCGGUGGCGGUCCCGGGCCGCGGCGCGCGCGGCGGCGGAGGCGGUGCCGGCGGGGCAUGUGGCGGUGUGCGUGGGCGGCGCGUCGCGGCGAUUCGUGGUGCGGGCGGCGCACCUCAACCACCCGGUGUUCAGAGAGCUGCUCCGGCAGGCGGAGGAGGAGUACGGCUUCCCGAGCGGCGCCUACUGCGGGCCCAUCGCGCUCCCCUGCGACGAGGGCCUCUUCGAGCACGUCCUCCGACACCUCUCCUCGCCGUCCUCCGCCACGCGGUUCGUCACCCUUGAGGACAUCCAGAGCGGCGCCCUCACCUGCUGCUGCGCCGCCGCCGGCGACGCCCUCCCGCUCCUCCGCGGCAUUGCCACCGACAAGGCCGUGUGGUGAUCCCAGCUACAGCUAGCCGCUCCGCACGCCAUUGCGCGUACGUGCAUGCGCGCGACUGUUCUUGCCACCAUUUUUUUUUCUUCUCUUUUUUUUUCCUUUUUUUCUCCCUCUCCCUCCAUGGCCAUUUGAGAGGAGCUGAGACUCGCCGGAGCAAGACAGAAAGAGAGAACGGCGGCCGGCCGGCGGUGGCGGUGAAGUGAGAUGGCUGAGAAAGUCUUAAGAUUUUGAGACGGCCAAGUCUAGUCAUCCAUUCCCUUGUCAAAUCCGGGAAAAUUAUUUAGUGCCGGAGAUUUUUAUUCUUUCUUUCUUCUUCUUCUUCUUCUUCUUCUUCUUCUUCUUUUCUUUUCACUUAAUAAUUCGCCAUUGUAAAUAACUGUACUACUGCGAUUCAGCCAACAUUGCAAGUGAAUUGAAACAUUCUUUCUU
Messenger RNA from Oryza brachyantha (malo sina), 973 nucleotides. RefSeq names its product indole-3-acetic acid-induced protein ARG7. The transcript has a single exon. The record is from RefSeq and is a predicted model, not a curated record. Gene Ontology annotation, biological process: response to auxin. The coding region runs from base 116 to 547 and encodes 143 amino acids. NCBI's taxonomy places the organism in Eukaryota, Viridiplantae, Streptophyta, Magnoliopsida, Poales, Poaceae.